AUGCAUUUCUCAACCCUCGCCGCCCUCAUCGCCAUCUCCGGCUUCACCUCCGCAGAACCCAACGGCUGGUCCAAGACCAAAGAAGCAGACGACAGCCCCUCCAAACUCGACGACUGCGGCUGCUGGCCUAUUUAUCAGGCUAUACUCAAGUGUCAAAAGCUGAAAUGGCCUAAGGAGGAAACACGGGAUUGUGUGUGCAUACCCAACCCGGAUGGAUGGUACGGCUCUAUGGAUGGCUGCCGUACUUGUCUGAGCUCCAACUCUGAGCAUGAAUUCUUCGAUAAUACUGCCAAGCUCGUCACUCAGCUGUUCGUUUCGUGUACCAACGCUGGCGGCGGCGUUACCAGCGAUGGCAACAGUAUCUGCGCUAGCAACGCGUAUCGCGAGGCCUGUGUAUCUUUGGGAACAAAUGGAAAGCCUAGCUGGGCUAGCUUUGAGCAGGAAGGCGUCAGUGGAAAUGGGACUUAUGUCUUGGAUAUCAAGGAAUUUGGCGCCGGUGAUGAUGAAUCCACAUCUACGACAAGUGCAAAGACAACUACCAAGACGACCGCUACUGAACCCGAGUCCAGCGGUAGCACUGAGGCUACCACCGUGGUGGUGGCUGCUACUGCUGGCAUCACCGAGGCAUCGUCAGGUAGCGCUACUUCGGAUGCGACAUCAGGAACUGAGACUCCCGUCGUGUCGGCCACGACGGCACCAAACUCUGGCAUGAGACUUGCUGGUCACGGAGUUGUUGGCACGGGCCUGGUCGCUGUUAUCGGUGCUAUCUUGCUUUAG
Fusarium tjaetaba is the source of this 777-nucleotide messenger RNA. RefSeq lists its product as uncharacterized. The transcript has a single exon. The coding region runs from base 1 to 777 and encodes 258 amino acids. Lineage: Eukaryota; Fungi; Ascomycota; Sordariomycetes; Hypocreales; Nectriaceae. The record is from RefSeq and is a predicted model, not a curated record.